Saccoglossus kowalevskii is the source of this 2034-nucleotide messenger RNA. Its product is annotated as G-protein coupled receptor 161-like. The record is from RefSeq and is a predicted model, not a curated record. Lineage: Eukaryota; Metazoa; Hemichordata; Enteropneusta; Harrimaniidae.
GGAAACCAAUGCAGACGGUAUUUUUUGCGCGGGAAACAUAUGGAACGGUUGAUAUGACGGCGAGAUAUUCGAUAAAGACGCGCACAUUCUCGAUACCUACAACUAAAUCACAGGGAAUCGAAUAGGACAAUGAAAGCUAUGCGAACGGACGUCGGUGAUAUAUUCCUCCGUUCCCUGUUAUUCAACAAUAACAGCAGCGCCACUACGGACGUGGAGUUCCCAACAAACAGUGGCGUAGAGUGUUCCUAUGCCCAAGAUACGCAGGCGAGUGCGGCAACACGGACGUGCCUGUUUUCAAUUAUGCUAUUAUUCUCAAUGACAGCAAUUAUGGGCAAUUUGACCGUCAUUAUAGUGGUGGCUGCUACAACUAAACUUCACACCAUAGCUUCAAUUUUUCUGUUGAAUUUGUCGUUCAGUGAUUUGUUGAUCGGGCUGGUGAUCAUGCCGUUUGUCGCAGAUAACGUCUUGAACGCCGGGUUCGCACACGAACAGACACUCUGUCAAGUGCUGGGAUUCCUGACCACACUGUGCUGUAUAAACUCAAUAAUAUCUUUGGUUGCCAUAGCAUUGGAUCGCUACUCCGCCAUCAUACACUGUUUGUAUUACGCAUCAACGGAACAUCGUCGCCAAGCUGUUGGGAUACUUAUUUGGACAUGGCUGCAUGCUAUAGUGUGCAGCGCCCUCCCGGCGCUCGGGUGGGGGAAGUACGAUUACAUGCCAGCGAGAUUUGCUUGUUCGGUAGACUGGACACACACACCUGGUUACACCGUAUUCGUCGUUGCCUUGUGUUUCAUCCUCCCAUUAUGUGUAAUUUUGUUUUGUUAUGGAAGAAUAUUGCGUGUUGCUAGGCAACACGCGCGACGAAUCAGUAAUGUUCAUUUACAUCUAAGUGCGAGUCGACAGAAUUUACAUCCAGUGAUGGCCAGUCCGUCGUCUGUAUUUGGAAGGGACAAUGCUGCCUAUGACGUAAUAAGUUAUGAUUUUGUAGCAAAUAUGCCCGACGCAGACACGCUAUCAAUGUCCAGUAGUGGCGCUGCUACCGUCAAUGAACCAUCUAGAAGUUUCCGCUCUAAAUCACGUGCAACCAGGCGACUGUUCUUAGUAGUGUUUGUGUUUCUUCUCUGUUGGUUGCCGUACGUUGUCUUACAUCUAUAUCGCAUGGCUACCGUGGUUACAUGUAGAGACUCUUCGGCAUCACCUUUUCUGGCUACCAUGACAACAUGGAUGGCUCUUAUGUCUUCUGCUCUCAACCCAACUAUUUAUGGUUUUGGAAACCGCAAAUUUCGCUCGGCACUUCGGCGACUGUAUCGUAAAGUGCGUCACAGGCACUGCGAGAGAAACCGUGUCGAAGAAAUUGAGACGAUAAGUCGCCGUCUCAGUGCCGUAAAUAUACCCAUGUGGCGCUCUCGAUCUAGUUCAACGGCGUCCUCACUCAACAGUGACGCAAGAACACGAACGACUCGGCUUGCUAGUUUCGGAGCUGUGUCAUCUUUGAGUGCAGGUUAUUUUACUGCACCCCACGAUCAAUCACUUCAAUCACGGGCGAUUCGUUCAGGUUCGCUACCCGAUACGAAUCGUCGACUGGAAGCAAUGUCACAGUUUACAACGACGGGACAUUUUUUAGAUGUUCCAAGACCCGCUUACGAAGAUUUACUAAAUUCUGAUGCUCAGUCCAAACACAAAAAAAUAAGGAUUGCAAAGUCAUUGACAAAUUUACCAGGCUGGACAGGAAAUGAUGAGGAUGCAGCAUUUUAUUACGGCACGACAAGUGACAAUUCCGAAAGAGUCGGUUCACCUGCUCCAAGACGGAAACGAUCGCGAUCAGAAUCGUUUGUUAAUGUUACGUAUCUGAGAGUACCAAAUAUUGUUCAUAGUAAAAAAACAUGUAACUCUACCAACAAUUCUCAAUCAUCAAGUAAACAAUCUGCCCCAAAAGUGAGACACAGUUCUCCAAAAUCUAACGUACCAGUAACUAUAGUUACCGUACAUAAUCUCGACGAGGACGGCUUGAGUGAAAGUGGUUCGAAUAUAUGA